Messenger RNA from Pedinophyceae sp. YPF-701, 3288 nucleotides. NCBI's taxonomy places the organism in Eukaryota, Viridiplantae, Chlorophyta, Pedinophyceae. The record is from the annotation of a GenBank genome assembly.
AUGGAGGGGACGGAGGAGGGCAGGCGCCUAGCCGCCGCCGCCCGGAAGCGUGCGAAGGAGCUCGGCAACGAGACCUUAAAGGCGCCCGCAGAACCACUGCGGCACACGGACUCGGGGGCCCGGACGGACGCCAGCCCCGAUGGCCCCCCCUGCACGCACGAAGUCGCCAUCCCCCAGGGGUGGACGACGCCGCCCGACGACGACCCGAGCUCGCUCGACCCCGCCGUACACGGCACCCUCGAGAACCCCAUCUGGACGGGCCCCAUGGCCAAGGAGUACCCGUUCAAGCUGGAUCCGUUCCAGUCCACCUCGAUCGCGUGCGUCGAGCGGCGCGAGAGCGUCAUGGUUGCCGCGCACACGUCGGCGGGCAAAACCGUCGUAGCGGAGUACGCGGUGGCGAAGGCCCUGAAGGAGGGCCAGCGCGUGGUGUACACGAGCCCGCUCAAGGCGCUGUCGAACCAGAAGUUCCGGGAGCUGCAGGAGGAGUUCGACGACGUGGGGUUGAUGACGGGCGACGUGACGCUGUCGCCGUCGGCGGGCUGCGUCGUCAUGACGACGGAGAUCCUGCGGUCGAUGCUGUACAGGGGGAGCGAGCUGUUGCGGGAGGUGGCAUGGGUGGUGUUCGACGAGGUGCACUACAUGCAGGACCGCGAGAGGGGCGUGGUGUGGGAGGAGACCAUCAUUUUCAUGCCAAAGCACACCCGCACAGUAUUUCUGUCGGCGACGCUGUCGAACAGCCGCGAGUUCGUCCAGUGGGUGGCGCACCUCCACAGCCGCCCCGUUCACGUGGUGAUGACUGAGCAUCGGCCGACCCCGCUCCAGCACUACGCGUUCCCGUGCGGCGGGUCCGGGCUGUACCUCGUCAAGGACGAGCACGGCACGUUCAAGACGGAGAUGUUCGCGAAGAUGCGGCGCACGUUCGAGGAGAAGGCGCAGGGCAAGGGCGACGGCGCACUCAAGAGGAAGGGCGACGGUUCGCAACCCGACGGCGACAAGAACAGAGCGGGAGGGCGGCCCGCGGGCGGGCUGUCGCGGCAGGUCAAGGCGACGAUCUCGCAGGACCUGUCGCGGCUGCUCUCGCUCAUCAAGGAGCGCGCGCUGGAGCCGGUGAUUGUUUUCAGCUUCAGCAGGCGGGAGUGCGAGCAGUACGCGAUGAGCCUGGCCAAGGUGGACUUCAACAGCGAGGAGGAGCGAGCCGCCGUCGACGCCGUGUUCGACUCGGCCAUGCAGUGCCUCUCUGAAGAGGACCGGAAGCUCCCGGCGAUCGGGCACCUCCUCCCGCUCCUCCGCCGCGGCGUCGGCAUCCACCACUCGGGCCUCCUCCCCGUGCUGAAGGAGCUCGUCGAGGUGCUGUUCCAGGAGCACCUCAUCAAGGCGCUGUUCGCGACGGAGACGUUCGCGAUGGGCGUCAACAUGCCCGCGUCGACGGUCAUCUUCACGUCGCUGCGGAAGUGGGACGGCGAGGAGCACCGGUGGGUGUCCUCGGGGGAGUACGUGCAAAUGUCGGGACGCGCGGGACGGCGCGGGAUGGACGAACGCGGCGUGUGCAUCCUCAUGGCCGACCCCGACAUGGACGAGGCCACGUGCCGCGAGCUCCUCGUGGGGCGGCCCAACCCCCUGGUGUCAAGUUUCCGUCUGUCAUACUACACCCUCCUGAACCUGAUGCGGCGCACCGAGGGCUCGACGCUCUCGAUGGAGCACGUCAUCAAGAACUCGUUCCAGCAGUUCCAGCACGAGCGCGGGCUGUUGGACCAGGAGCGCAGACUGUCGCUGCUCGCGGAGGAGAUCGACAGAGAGAUGAAGGCGGCGGGCCUGCGCGGGGACGGGGCGGCGACGGACUCCGCGGCGGCGGCGCGGCGGUGCGUCGAGCUCGAGGCGCAGCUGGCGGACGCGCGCCGGCAGCUCGCCGGGGAGCUGACUCAGCCUGGGCGCGUGCUGCCCUUCCUGCGGCACGGCAGACUGGUGCGCAUGCGUCAGGCCGACGUGGACUGGGGCUGGGGCGUGGUCCUCGCGGCGCUGCGGCGGACCGAGCUCAAGAAGAAGGGCGACGCGGGCGGGGACGCGGGCGGCGCCGUGAUCGAGGUGGAUGACACCGGCGGCGCGGGGGGGAGUAAAGAGGGCGACGGCGGGGAGGGGAAGCGCAAGCGGAAGAAGGCCAAGACGAAGGAGGCGGCGGGGGACGCCGGCACGGACAAGCAUCAGGCCGCCCUCGGCCGGGCUUCCGACUAUGUCAUCGACGUGCUUCUGCUGGGGGUGCGGGACGCACAGGCGGGGCCGGCGCGGUUCCGGCCGCCGCGGGAGGGCGAGGAGGGUGAUAUCGAAGCGAUGACGGUGUCGCUUGCGCUCGUGGAAGCUGUGUCGCGGCUGCGGAUCGCGCUGCCGCCGGACCUGCGGCAGAGGGCCGCGAAGGAGUCGGUCAAGGCGACGCUGGCAUCGUUGCUGGCGCAGCGCGGCGGGCCGGAGGGCCUGCCGGUUGUCUCGCUGUGCACGGACGUUCUCAAGGGCAACGCGGCGCAGCACCUCGUCGAUCUCGAGGCGCGCGCGGCGUCCCUGGCGAAGGAGGCUUCCGAGGCGCGCCAGGGCGUGCCUGCGGCCGACGCGGAGCGGGUCGGGGCUGCGCUGAAGCGGUCCGCCGCGCUGGCGGCCGAGCGCGACCUCCUGAAGCAGCGAAUGCAGGAAAGCACGCUCGCGGUGUUCCGCUCGGAGGCGAAGGCACGCGGGCGCGUCCUGCGGCGGCUGGGGCACAUCGACGGCGAAGGCGUGGUGCAGCUGAAGGGGCGGGCCGCGUGCGAGAUCGACACGGCGGAUGAGCUGCUGGCUGCGGAGCUGAUGUUCAACGGCGCGUUCGCGAACUCUCUGGACAAGCACCAACUCGCAGCGCUGGCGUCGUGCCUGGUGCCGGUGGAGAAGAGCCAGGAGGAGAUCCAGCUGUCGCGGGAGCUCGCGCCUUCGCUCAAGCAGCUGCAGGACACCGCGAGGAUGAUUGCGGAGGUGUCCCGGGAGUGCAAGCUCGACCUCGACGUCGAGGAGUAUGUCGAGUCGUUCAAGCCAUACCUCAUGGACGUCGUGUACGCGUGGUCGCGCGGGUCGAGCUUCGCGGACGUCUGCAAAAUGACCGACAUCUUCGAGGGCUCGAUCAUCCGCGCCGUGCGGCGCCUGGACGAGCUGCUGAAGCAGCUCAAGCUCGCUGCCGCAGCCGUGGGCGACGAGGGCCUCGCGGGCCGCUUCCAGGAGGCGUCCGAGUCCAUCCACCGCGACAUCAUGUUCGCGGCGAGCUUGUACGUGUGA